GUCGUCUGCUUGAAUAAAGCGCAUGCGCUAAUGGUAUGGCCAUUGUCAGUCUGGUUUCGAACCUGAUUGUCAGCCAGUUGUGAGUCAAAGACUAGUAUAUCAGCACCUCUUUAGAGUGAGGGUAUUCAGCUCGGGAAAAGUGAAUACCUAAUAUGCUUGAUCCAUCAUCCAGUGAAGAAGAAUCAGAAAAUGAGACUAUCGAAGAUGAAAAUUCUGAUGUUCUUAGUGUACCUAGUGCUGAACGGAGUUUGUCAGCAAGCGGGGAUAACCUGAGUGUGCAGAGUAGUCGACCUAAUACCAGUCAAGCAAGGCCGUCUAGCCCUAGUCCAUCACUAAUAAGUGAGAGGGAAAAAAGUGAAGAUGCCGAUAAAAAUGAUGCAAAAUCUGAAGAAGAAAGGAAAAGGCGAUUGCAGCUUUAUGUCUUUGUCAUGCGGUGUAUUGCUUACCCGUUUAAUGCCAAGCAGCCGACAGAUAUGGCCAGGCGACAAACCAAAAUCACUAAACAACAGCUGCAGACUAUCAAGGAUAGAUUCAGCGCCUUUUUGAAUGGAGAAACUAAUAUAGUGGCUGACGAAGCCUUCACGAAUGCUGUACAAAGUUAUUAUGAAGUAUUCGUUAAAAGUGAUCGUGUGUUAGCAAUGGUCAAAAGCGGAGGGUCAUCUGCUAACGAUUUCAGAGAGGUUUUUAAGAAUAAUAUUGAAAAACGGGUGAGGAGUUUACCGGAGAUAGAUGGUCUCAGUAAAGAAACUGUCCUUAGUUCCUGGAUGACCAAGUAUGAUGCGAUAUUUCGAGGUGAAGAAGAUCCUCGAAAACAUCCCCAGAGAGGGACCACUGCUGCUUCUGAACUGAUUCUUAGCAAAGAGCAACUUUAUGAUAUGUUCCAGAAUAUAUUAACUGUUAAGAAAUACGAGCAUCAAAUAUUAUACAAUGCAUGUCAGGUGAGUAAAUCUCUUUCUGCUAUAGAAACAAUAAUUACUAUUUUUCCAUUGUUUAUUUUUCUAUCAAGUGAUUUCUUUAGUUUACCUGACAUUUUCAGAUGAAAUUCUUUUUUUUUU
Molecule: messenger RNA, 1055 nt
Organism: Octopus bimaculoides (California two-spot octopus)
Lineage: Eukaryota; Metazoa; Mollusca; Cephalopoda; Octopoda; Octopodidae
Product: calcium-dependent secretion activator 1
Biological process (GO): synaptic vesicle exocytosis; dense core granule exocytosis
Source: RefSeq, a predicted model, not a curated record